Molecule: messenger RNA, 2369 nt
Organism: Saccostrea echinata
Lineage: Eukaryota; Metazoa; Mollusca; Bivalvia; Ostreida; Ostreidae
Product: UPF0193 protein EVG1-like
Exons: 7
Source: RefSeq, a predicted model, not a curated record
AACGGAAGUGACGUCCUUGGAUGCCAAAAUUGUUUAAAAAUGGCAGGUCCUCAGAGUAGAGUUGCAGGUGGUGGGUUUUGGAGCCAACCACAAGCACAAUACAGUGCUGGUACUCACAAAUUACUGAAAGAAAUGAUGCAGGAGUCAAAAUUAACUAACUUCCAACAGAGACAUCUGGAGAAGUCUCUAAGAAGUGGUGGUUCACUGCCAACAGAAUGUGCCCCAACAAGCAGCGCAAAGAAAAAGCCUGCACCAGCCCCAAAGAAGGAGUCAAAAGUAUUAAGUGUCAGAAACUACAAACCUGUAUUAAGAACAAAAGAGCAAAUGGAGGAAAUGGGAGCCUUUGAGAAACCAGAUUACUCACCACUACCAAAUACCAGAGGUCAGGAUAAAGACCGACAGAAAGAAAGGUUGGCAAACAUCAUGGCAUUUGGAGAAGAUAUUGACCCAAAGAAGAAAAAAGCGAUGAACCGACCUCCACCUCCAGAUGAUGAUGAACCAGCAAUUGACAGAUUUGAUGAAUUACAACUGGAAAUCGAUGAAAGAAGAGCAUUUUUGAAGGACAUGGAAAAACAUGGACAGGGAGCCAAGUAUCGUCCUCUUAUUAAUACAGAAAUUUCUCAGAAAAUUCGUGAAAUGGAGUUAAUUGACAAAAAGAGGACUGCGGAGCUAGAGAGAUUGAUUGAAGAGGAGAAGAAAGGAAAGCAGACUUCAUCAUGACCACAGUCUUCCAGUCUCCAACAGGUGCUGUUAUAAAACAGAGCAGUGUGUAUAGAUGUACAGUUCAAUAUGGUCGUACACAGCUCAGGAGUGAAACAUUGCUCUCUCCAGAAAAAAAAACUCCAUGUAAUUUGAUCAUAUGAUAAUCCUCAACAUCUUCCACAAUGUAGAAUGCAGUUCUUCAGUAAAUAAAUUCAAACUGCUUUAAUAUAUAAAUCUGUGGUGUCUCUAGCAACAGCAGAACACAUUGGACUGUUUCUAAUGUAUACCGGUACAUAUUAAAGCGGUACGUAUUAAAGCUUAACAUUGUGGACUAAUUUGUAACAAUUGUAACAGUAUACAAACUAAGGAGUGACAGACUGCAAAGACAAUAUUCCUUUAUGUUUAUAUUUUUAUUGUUAUUUAUUAUAUAUGGCAAACAGAACUAGUGUAUUAUGCUAGUUCAUCACUAGUUUAGAGUAAAUUUUCUCAUACUUGCACGUUAUAUAGCAAUACAUAUAUAGACUUCACAGAAAAGCAUAUUUUUAAGGAGCCAUAUUUCUUAACUUGUGUUUGUUGUGUACCAUACUUGCAAGGGUAAAAAUAUUAAUGAAUUCUCCCUCCAUGCAUAAGCAGCACAUUUGUGAUCUUGAUGAAUACCAGGUAAAUUGUAACUUAAAUGACCAAUUAAUGUAUAAUAAUAAAAUAUUAAUCAGAGCUGUAAUCAAGCAAUAAUGCAUGUUAUUGCAUGCCACAAUACUGACCAUCAUUCUUGUUAUUUCGUCUGAAAAGAAACAUCACCCCUUCACUUACUCAAUGUGCUUCAGAAGAAUGAUCUAAUGUAAAUAUCCAGACCUAUAGUUACAUAAUUCUGUAAAGAAAAUCUGUAAAACAUUUUUCGAGUCCGGGUGCUGCUUUUCUCCCAACAUUUUAAGUAGAAAUUAAAGUAGUAAAUUUCAUCAUUUUGUUAUCAAAAUCUAGGAUACAAUUAUAUAUUUCUUACCUGUAACCACAGUUGUACAUUUGCAGGGAGACAUUACAUAAAAACAUAGAUUUUCAGAAUACAUUUAUUUCUUGUCCCUUUUAAAACUUUACAGAGGAGGAAUAUGUAGCUGCACUGAUUAUCAAAAAGAAAAUUUUCUUAUAAUUUAUUGGGUGGAGAUGUGCAUGUUUUUGAUGGUUGCUUAUUUUAGUGUAACUGCGUAUGUAAACUGAUACAUGUACAAGUAGUCAGACAUCUGAUAUCCAUAUUGCAAGUGAAAUUUUGCAUUUUAUUAAUUUUAGGUUGUGGGUUAUUGUGAAAUUGAUUGAAACAAUUAUUUUCAAUUAAAAUCAUUUCACUCUAAUUAUAUAUAUCAUUUUGACCAUCAUUUAAUUAAUUGCUAUUAGCUGUCACCUUUACAGCAUGUGAUAACUACUCCAGUAUAACCGGAUUGACUUGUGUACCUAGAAUUUUUAGAUCUAAAUAUAUCAUAUGAUUGUACAUGUAUAUAAAAUAUACAUUUACAAAGCUGUUUUCAAAUGCUUGACAUACAUUGCAUCAGUUUCUCAUUCAUUCAUCUGCUAUUGUCAAGAAGUACUGAAUCCACUUAAAUUACAUGAAGUGCAUGUUUUUCUGUCUCUUUUAUGCAUCAAGUUAUGUAAUUUUUGCCAGUAAAUUUUUUCUUUUA